ACUCUACGUUAUAACGCGACUAUAAUGUUUUAUGAUUAUAUGAACUCUACAGUUGCAGAUUGGGAAGAGGAUAUUCCCAAAAAUAAAUCGAAAUUUAUAAAACCGGCACCUAAAGAAAGGAAUAAACCAAUUAAAAAUAAUACAUCUCCAAGUAUAAAACAAAAUGAAAUUAAAAAACCCAACUUUAAGUCUAAAAAAAAAUUGCAUACAAAUACUAAGAAAACAAUAGUUAAUCAUGUAAACCAAACUAAAAAAACAACAAAAGCUAAUGUAAUAAUAAAUAAUAGUGAAGAUAAAACAAUAACAAAACCUGCUAAUGACGAAAUGGAACAAAUUGAAAAUAAAAAACCAAAACAAAAUAAAAUUAUAAAUGCUCCUAAAGAGGAAGAAAGCAAUACGAAACAUAAAAAUUAUUAUGACACAGAUAAUUUAGACGAAUUAAUACUUCUUGAGAAAAAGAAAAAAUUAAACAAACUUAAUAAUGACGAUGUUGAAAAAAUGUUUCAUGAAGAAUAUUCAAAGGAGAAAAAAAUUAAAACUAAAAAUGCACGGAAGAAAGAAUUAAUGAAAUCAGUUUUGCAAAAGGAGACUCAUAGAAAUACUAUAAAUAUUAGUAGUAGCAAUGCCUUGCGAGAGAGGAUGUUGGAGAGGCUUAAAGCUGCAAAGUUUCGGUUUUUAAAUGAAAAAUUGUACACCUCAACUGGAGCAGAUGCACAGAAACUAUUUGAAGAAGACCCUACAGCAUUCCAAACAUACCACGAAGGGUACCAGCAGCAAAUGAAGAAGUGGCCGGUCAAGCCACUAGAUGUCAUCAUUCAACGGAUACAAAAAAUGCCGAAGAGCUACACGGUGGCGGACAUGGGCUGCGGCGAGGCGGAGCUGGCGCGGCGCGCGGCGCAGCGCGUGCGCUCGUUCGACCUCGUGGCGCGCGCGCCCGCCGUGGAGGCGUGUGACGUCACGCGCACGCCGCUGGCCGCCGCGCAGACCGACGUGGCCGUGUACUGCCUGGCGCUCAUGGGCACCGAGCUCACGCGCUACCUGCUCGAGGCCAACCGGGUGCUCCGCGUCGGCGGUCAUCUGUUGAUAGCCGAAGUCGAGAGUCGUUUCGAUAACGUGGACGACUUUGUUCGAGACGUUCAGAAGCUGGGAUUCAGUCUCAAGAAGCUUGACAAGACACACGAGGUGUUCUACUUCAUGGAGUUCACUAAGAUACGGGACCCGCCCGUUAAGAAGUCGAAGUUACCGAUAUUGAAAUUGAAACCUUGUAUCUAUAAAAAGCGAUAAAUAAAAAUAUAUACUGAAU
This is a messenger RNA of Nymphalis io (European peacock), 1303 nucleotides long. RefSeq lists its product as uncharacterized. Gene Ontology annotation, cellular component: rDNA heterochromatin; chromatin silencing complex; nucleolus. Gene Ontology annotation, molecular function: methyltransferase activity. Lineage: Eukaryota; Metazoa; Arthropoda; Insecta; Lepidoptera; Nymphalidae. The coding region runs from base 25 to 1284 and encodes 419 amino acids. The transcript is spliced from 6 exons. The record is from RefSeq and is a predicted model, not a curated record. Gene Ontology annotation, biological process: cellular response to glucose starvation; regulation of transcription by glucose; rDNA heterochromatin formation.